GAGGAAGAGAAAGGAAAGAGAGAGAGAGAGAGAGAGAGAGAGAGAUUGACGAAGGAGAGACGGACAGGGAGAAUUGGAGAGGAUAGAGAGAAAGGACGCACCUGGCGCGUGCGCCGCGACGCCGUCGAGGGUGAGGAGAGAGAGAGAGAUCGAGCGAUCGCGAAAGGGGUAGGGGGUGAGGAUUGCUCGCGAGGAGGGACGUAUACAGUUGCCUCGUAGGGCCAGUCGUUCCUCCUUCGUCGUUCCUUCACUGCCGUGCGCUUUUAACGAAAUUAUUCCGCGAUACUCGGCGCGGGGGGGGAGAGGCGAAGAAAGGAAAGCGGAGGAAGCGGUAGUGUAUUUAAACGUCAGGACGAAUAGAGGACCGGAGGAGGAUUGCGUACUCGCGGGAAGCUCCCGGAUUACGAGCCGCGAAUCUGCCCCGACGCGCGUGGCAUCGUCCUCCGGCGUCGUCGUCCUCCUCCUCGAAGGAGAGGAGCAGCCCGGCUUGCGUGGCGCGCGUCGUCGUGGCCGCGGUCGACGGUCGACGUAGCGGUGGAAGAAGCGGUGCGUCGGCGGAGAAGAAGAAGAAGAAGGAGGAGGAGGAGGAAAAGAAAGACGUCGUUCCCUUCGUCGUCCACGCCGCAGUCGUCGCUUCGAAUGUGCUGAGGAUCCACGACACGGUUAUCUUUGACAGGAUAACGUCCGAAUGUGUCUUCGUCGUGCGGCUACGCACAGUGUCGAGGAGGAAAUAUGAGAGGCAAGGUGAACCAGGUAUAAGAAAAACGAGCCGAAUGAUGUUCAAUUGACAAAGACCGCGCAGCGCUAGGAAUGGCCCCCUUCAACUCCGUCUUCCUGGGUGUCUGGGGAGUGUUCGUUGUCAUUUUGAUACAAGAAUCGACACCCGUUAGCUGGGAGGAAUGGUGGACGUACGACGGCAUUUCCGGUCCGGCCUUCUGGGGUCUCAUCAACCCGGAAUGGUGGCUUUGUAACAAAGGUCGAAGACAAUCACCGGUCAAUCUCGAGCCUACCCGACUGCUUUUCGACCCGAAUUUACAGCCGCUUCAUUUAGACAAGCACAGAAUUAACGGCGUACUGGCGAACACUGGACACAGCGUGGUGUUUGCCGUGGAGAACGACACCCGUCAUCCCGUCAACAUCUCCGGCGGUCCGCUCAGUUAUCGUUAUCAGUUUCACGAGAUUCAUCUGCACUUCGGCGCGGACGAUCGCAUCGGCAGCGAGCACACCGUCGACGGGCACGCUUUUCCUGCCGAGCUCCAGAUAUUCGGCUUCAAUUCGCAGCUCUAUAACAACUUCACGGACGCCCUGCACAAAGCGCAGGGGAUCGUGGCGGUAUCGCUACUCUUGCAGGUGGGCGACCUCUCGAAUCCGGAGCUGAGAACGUUCACGCAGCAGCUGGAUAAAAUCAAAUAUGGAGGGCAGGCCAUGGAAAUUAAACGUUUCGGGGUGCGCGAACUUUUGCCGGACACGAAGCAUUACAUGACGUACGACGGCUCCACCACGAUGCCGGCGUGUCACGAGACCACCACAUGGAUCAUCCUCAACAAGCCCAUAUACAUCACCAAGCAGCAGCUACACGCUUUGAGACAAUUGAUGCAAGGGGAUGAAAAACAACCAAACGCGCCGCUUGCGAAUAACUUUAGACCACCGCAACCCCUUCAUCAUCGUCCCGUUCGGACAAAUAUUGAUUUUAAUAUUCAGGGUCCGAAAAAUUGUCCGACAAUGAACAGGGACAUAUAUUACAAAGCCAACAGCUGGAAACAAUACCCAGCACUGCCGUGAAGUCGACAUUCGCAGUAACUACGCUUUUCCCCGGAACGAGCUGGAACUUCGCUGUAAGGAAAAAAAUUGACAUAUCAAUUACAGGCGGGUGACGCCGGGUCACAAAAAAAAAAAAAUAAUAAUUACAGCAGAUAGAACGCGCGAGAGACGAUCGACGGCGCCUGCAUUGACGUCGAGAUCGAGAUUUAAAAAAAAAAAAGAUGCUUCGUUGUACUUAUUAGACGUGAAUUGCCAAGUAUGUUUCCAGUUAAACCAGAAGAAAAAAAAACAGAUAUAAACCUAUAGAUCACAAUUUAGACGAGAUAAGCUAAUCGUAUAAGAUCUAUUAUUAUACAUAUAUCGGUAAACUAUCGAGAAAAAAAAAAAUAAAAAGCUAUGACUAUCGUGGCCUGCGCGAAGGGUUGAGAGAUGCAAUUAUAUGUAUAAAAAUUCACGCGCGAUGGAACGCGCGCUAUCGAGCAAAAGUUUAUACUAUAUUCUUGUAAUAAAAGCUUGAAAACGUAGAACACA
Molecule: messenger RNA, 2292 nt
Organism: Cataglyphis hispanica
Lineage: Eukaryota; Metazoa; Arthropoda; Insecta; Hymenoptera; Formicidae
Gene: CARPB
Product: carbonic anhydrase-related protein 10
Exons: 11
Coding region: 811-1782 (323 amino acids)
Molecular function (GO): zinc ion binding; carbonate dehydratase activity
Source: RefSeq, a predicted model, not a curated record